This is a messenger RNA of Candida tropicalis MYA-3404, 1026 nucleotides long. Its product is annotated as tRNA (guanine(9)-N(1))-methyltransferase. Gene Ontology annotation, biological process: tRNA N1-guanine methylation. The coding region runs from base 1 to 1026 and encodes 341 amino acids. The transcript has a single exon. Gene Ontology annotation, cellular component: nucleus. Gene Ontology annotation, molecular function: tRNA binding. Lineage: Eukaryota; Fungi; Ascomycota; Pichiomycetes; Serinales; Debaryomycetaceae. The record is from RefSeq and is a predicted model, not a curated record.
AUGUCAGACACAACAGAUGUACCAUCAACUACUAGCUCCCCAGUUGAACAAGUCAAGUCUUUAAAGAGACAAAAGCCAACUGCUGAAGAAAUCGAGGAAAGAAGAAAAUUAAGACGCCUUGAAGUUGUUCCAGAGGGAAUGUCAAGAAAAGAAUGGAAAAGACAACAAAAGAAACAAAGAUGGAUUGAUACUAAAAGUGAACAUCUUGAAGUUCAACGUGAAAAGAAACGUCUUGCUAGACAAAGAAAACGUGAAAGAUUAAAUGCUGAUGAAGAAUUACGUGAAGCUCGACGUAAACCAAGUAAACAAAUUCCAACUGAUGUUUCUAUAAUUAUUGAUUGUGAUUUUGAUGAUUUAAUGUUGGAUGGAGAAAUUGUUUCUUUAUCAAAUCAAAUUAAAUCAUGUUAUGCUGCCAUGAGACGUUGUCGUUAUGAACUUCCAAUCACUGUUACUUCAUUCAACAAACGUCUUAAGGAACGUUUUGAAACUGGAUUGGGUGAAUAUACAUUAUGGACUGGAAACCUUAAAUUUACUGAUAAAUCCCUAACAGAAGUGGCAGAUAAAGAACAAUUAGUUUACCUUACAGCAGAUACUGAUGAAGAAAUUACAAAAUUAGAACCAAACCAUACUUAUGUCAUUGGUGGAAUUGUUGAUAAGAAUAGACACAAGAGUCUUUGUUAUAAUAAAGCAAAGGAGUUGGGUAUUAAAGUUGCAAGAUUACCAAUUGGGAAAUAUAUCGAAGUCAAUGGUAGACACGUAUUAGUUACAUCCCAUGUUUAUGAAUUACUUUGUAAGUGGUAUGAAAGUGAUGGUAAUUGGGAAGAUGCAUUCAAUAAAGUAUUACCUCCAAGAAAACUCAAACCAAAGGGUGAAAGCAAGAGUGCCACUCCUCUGGAUGAUAUAACUGAAAACAAAUCCACCGAAACAGAAGAACCCGAAGAGAAGGAAUCCACUGAAGAGAAGGAAUCCACUGAAGAGAAGGAAUCCACUGAAGAGAAGGAGACCACUGAAGAACAAAAGGAGUAA